AUGGCACAAUAUUCAAGACCGAGGCUACAGCAGAGCAUGAAAACACUGUCUCCUGUUGAAACGAUGGCUACGAAUGACCCUCUGCCACCAGGAUGGGAGAUCAAAAUUGACCCUCAGACCGGGUGGCCGUUCUUUGUGGAUCACAACAAUCGCAUAACAACGUGGAACGACCCAAGACAUGACUCUAAGAAGAUCAUUCAGCUUUCUCCCAGUGGACACUGUGCCCCUACAGAAUCAUCUCCUCUGGACAUGCACAAGACUUUUUUUCAGGAGAUGAAACAGCCAACUUUACGUCAAGGCUACAUCCCAAUUCCAGUAACCCAUGAAAAUGUUGAGCCAAGGCAGCAACAGUACCCGUUUUCCUAUAUGCAUCCAGCGCACCAGCAGAACUUAAGAGCAGAUGGGCGGACCCCGUCCCCAACUCCUGCACUACACAGUCGGCCAAGAUCUCCAGUGCAGUCCCCAUCAGAGGCGGAUCCUCACUGCUUGUCCUGCUCACCUGCUUCACCGGGACCUGAGGUUCACCAUGUUCACCAUCCAUCUCAGACGAUGCAGUCUCAUACCAAUGCUCUUUACCAACCUUCCAGACCCAGUAGUUCAGGCCUUCAGGCAGGCUACAUUCCUAUUCCUGUCAUUCAUGAGGGGGCAGGUGGAACUCCACAUACCCAGCUCAACCAGACCGUCCAUCCCAAGCGCUUCACCCAAACAGAGUAUCAGCCAUCUUUUCAUUGCCACCAACCAGAGGAGAGGAGCCGCGGCCCUGUGUUUUCCACGCGAGAAAAAAUUCCAACAUACCGCGAGCAAGUGCCCAUCCAACUUGAGCAGAAUCGCUCAACCAGUCCUAUUUUACUCCCUUCUACCAUAAGGGCUCAGGAGCCAGUCAGAGCACAGAUCAUGAGUGAAAGACCUCAGGCACAGCAGCAUGUUGCACAUACAGAGAUCCCUCCUAAAGUUGAACAGUCAAUUGAACAACCUGCUUCCCAGUCCAUUGAGAUUCCUAUUAAGAGAGUGAGUGAUGCACAGCAGCCUGUAGCACAUCCUGUAUCACCAACCACACAACAGCCUGUACAGGAACCUGAAAAGGUGCCUAUACAACAGCCCGCACAACAACCUGAGCAACUGCCACAAGAGAUGCCAGAGACGGCCAGUAUCUCCAUGCAGGUCCCUGUUGCAUCAGAACCCCAAGACAAAGCAUCACCACAAUCAGAAGGUUUACCUCCACAAGCUCAGCCAGAAGAGAAGGUGGAGACAUGCUCAAGUCACCCAGGACUGGGAAAGGUACAGCAAAUAUUGGAGCGGGUGGAGAAACUGGCGCAGGAGGUUAAGUGUUUUAAUGGGAAAAAGAAUGAUAAAAGAUAUCUGAUGCUGGAGGAGUUUUUGACCAAAGAAUUGCUGGCUCUGGACUCAGUAGACCCAGAGGGACGUACAGAUGUGCGCCAGGCCCGACGUGAUGGCGUUCGCAGAGUACAAACCAUUCUUGAGGAGCUAGAGAACAUUGGUGAGCAAUCAGAAGGACCAGUGAGUGAAAGCUACACUGAAACUACUAGCCCAGCCCAGAAAGGAGAGCCUAGCUUAAUUGGCCAGGCAGAUAUGGAGAAGGCCAAGGAAAUAUCAUGACUUUGAACCGAAGUUCUACUAUGAAAGGAACACACAUCACAUCUCCUCUGUCUCCUCAGCCUAUUAUUAUUUGCAUGCACAAUUAAUUUAACUGUUCCAUUGGCUGAAAAUUAAUACAAUUUGUUUACUGAGUGCAAUUAUGUGUGCUGUUAUGUGAUGCUGCUGUUGUGGAAUUUCACCGUGCAAGUGUCUUGUAGCAGGACCAUAGUGGUGACCUUGUAGUGACUAGGUUUCAAAAUGAAACCCAGUCUCAAAUAAGAGGCCUUUAUUAAAAUGCAAAUGCUUUAUUUUUGCUUCUACUUUUGGAAAUGUAGUUGUUUGCCUUUAUCGUUUCUAACCAUGCUGAGUGGCUGAUGAAAAGCUUUUGAAUAUUCCAGUAAGAAUACCCAUGUUUUAUUAGAGAGACACUGAUCUGAGUUCAGAGAUUUCUCUGAAUUAAUUUUAUAACAGUGAAUAAAUAGAAAAGAUUUUGUUGUAAAGAGGGUCACAGUUUCACAUGAAAACCAAACUCCUUCUAUAUGUAUUCUGUGCAUUUUGAGAACAUACAAACACUGAUCAGAGAAGUUUAUGCAUUAUGCAGUUUUACAUAUAAUAUUGUGAUCUUGACGUUUGUCAAUAUCGGUAUAAAUUGUUGAAUGAUAAAGAUGAUAAUGUUAUAUUUCUACUCUAUUUUUUGUGCCAAAAUGAACAUUUUUACAUUUUUCCAAUGGUAAAAAUGUCCUCCAUCUCCAUUGAAAUGUAUUCUCUUGAAAGUAAGAAAAUAUAUAUGUAUAAAUAAAACAUGACCUGAUAAAGAAUACAGACUAUCUCA
Messenger RNA from Colossoma macropomum (tambaqui), 2428 nucleotides. RefSeq names its product BCL2 associated athanogene 3 (gene bag3). The record is from RefSeq and is a predicted model, not a curated record. The coding region runs from base 1 to 1617 and encodes 538 amino acids. The transcript is spliced from 4 exons. Gene Ontology annotation, cellular component: cytosol; membrane; cytoplasm. Lineage: Eukaryota; Metazoa; Chordata; Actinopteri; Characiformes; Serrasalmidae. Gene Ontology annotation, molecular function: protein-folding chaperone binding; adenyl-nucleotide exchange factor activity. Gene Ontology annotation, biological process: negative regulation of striated muscle cell apoptotic process; protein stabilization; muscle cell cellular homeostasis.